Molecule: messenger RNA, 2081 nt
Organism: Cephus cinctus (wheat stem sawfly)
Lineage: Eukaryota; Metazoa; Arthropoda; Insecta; Hymenoptera; Cephidae
Exons: 6
Coding region: 517-2046 (509 amino acids)
Source: RefSeq, a predicted model, not a curated record
GACAAGGCUCUAGGUUAGAAUUUUUAGUAUUGUUAUCUUCAUUGCUGGACAGGCUUGUUAUCGAAUCGUGUAAAUUCUGUUGCGCUUUUAAUUGGGAUCGACAAUCUUGACAAUCACCACAGGACAUGAUUGAAUUUGGAAUACUUUUUUUGGAGAUUUCAAAUAUCGUUUAAAAAUUUUUUAAUAAAUACUAGUAUGAUACCGAAAUAUAAAUUUGAUGCUUGGUUGCGCUACACAGCGCGAAAUUGUCGCGAAUGAACAUCACUUAUAAAACAAGCUGAUAACCGAUAGAUAAAAAAUAUAAAAAAUAUUAAUAUUUGACAACCCCGUUUUUGAAAAAUAAAUUUUGGACGCUAACCAAAUUUCAAUGAUUCUUAACAAUUUGAAAUUAAUGUAAUUACACAGUGCUCUGCAUUUCGUAUGGAUUAUUUUACAAAACUUCUAGAUUAGUUAGCGAAGCAUUAGAAUAAAUUAUUAGUCUCCAAGUUAUUUUUAAAUGUAACAAGGAAAGAGAAAAUGUAUGCGCCUUACGACGUGUACAAUUUUUGCGAUUUGUGCCAAUCAGCUUGUCUCGGGAACGAAGUCGAAAUAGUGCGAAAACGCACUGCCGAUCUUCGUAAAAAGGUAAAACUCUUGGAGGGUGACAUAAUAAAUGAUGCUGACGAUUGCGGACCCAUUUUCACGAUUGCGACGGGCGAAUCCUCUUACAAUUUAAAAAGCCCGCCGAAAACGGUACCUCCUUGCAAUUACCAGGUUUACCCAGUCACUGUGCCAGGAUGUCAUUUCUCCCAGUGCAUUCACUCUGGAGCUGCCUCCUAUUCGAUUGCUCCUGAAAUAUUUGAUCUUGAUGACAAAGAUGCAAUCGCUAAAUCAGCGAGUACAGGAUGCUCGAGGGACAGAUCGCUGGAAAAUUUGAAAAGCCAAAUAAAGGAAAAGGACGUUCGAGUGAAGACUAUCAGCUGCGGGACACUCUUGGAUCAGAAUUCAUCGAAUGAUAAUGCAACGAAAACAUCAACGGAGUGUAAAGAAAUGAUGCAGCUUUGUACCGCACUGAUAAACGAAUUGCGCGAGGCGAGGACAGACUUGACGACUAUUGUGAAUAAAUGUUUAAAAGAUCGUUCGAAUAUCGAUAACGUCAGUACAUCCUCCAGCAAGGCCGACGAAAAGGUGGUCACUGGCAAAGCAGAACAUUCGCGAGAGAUCGAACGGAAAAAAAGUUCGAGCAAAAUGUCAAAGUGUAGAGAAAAGAAGAAAUGGGGGAAAAUAAAGAAGGAUGAAAAAUUAACGGUAGACGAUAAGAUCGAUCCACAUGCAACAGAGGAUAAGAAGCUUGCGAGACCGGAAGUUUUGGCAACACUGGUCGAUUGCCUAGAGACUAUGAAGAGUCGAUCGGAAUGCACGUCGGUGGUCGAAGAAUUGAUCGAUCGGCUGGAAAAUAAAAUUAUUAUAAAAAGAGCAUGCGACUGUUCUUCGGAUAUUAGACACAAUGAUGUCAAGUCUUUCAAGCAGAAUGUUGAAAAUUCACCCUCCUCCUCUUAUCAACGUACCGCAAACUGCCCGCUCGUCCAAUUUCGUGAAGACAAUAGCACGAAUGAGAAUACGGUUCAAGAAGCGGCAGAUCAUCAUAAGAACAAAAUAAGUGAGAAGGAAUUCCAGACGCAAAAGGAUCAUUUGAAAAAACUCGAAAACGAUUCAGGUGAAACUAAAAAUGUUGCUGAAAGAGCCAAUAUAUCUUCGACCGUCAAGAAUUCCUUCAUGAAUGAAACUGUGGAAAAAUCGGCUGAAAAUAAAAAGGUCUUUAACUAUCAAGAGAGUUACGGUGGAUGCUGUUGCAGUGGUAACAGACAGCCUUAUUGCACGUGCGGAUCACAUCCCGAGCCCCCUUGUGGUACUAAGGCUUUGACAGUAAUCAAGAAGUGUACUCAAAAGACAGAUAAAAAAGGCAAACAACCAAAAGAGAGCAAAUCGACAACUAGGAAACGACCGUGCUUUCAUAUUUGGCCAGAAAACACGCGAUGCUUAAAACGAUGUCCAAAUCGAUCAUAACUAAAUUAAAAUCUUAUAUAUCAUCUAUUAAUUUU